GAGUUGGGCGAUGGGUAUAAGGACAACCCAACCGCUACGUUACAAGCCAACGUAUCAGUUCUCAUUGGGCUGAAUGAUGCAUCCGGAACUUGGAAUUCUUCAUGGUACUUUGAGCCAGACUCGGAGAUUGUCGCUAUGGCUGGCGUUUCCAACGGGAGCCAGUUCUAUCGAUACAUGACUGUUGGUACUAAUAAGGGAGACAGAGUCGCAAUGGCUCCUGCUGAUUAUAUAGUGGCCGCACCCGGCGUUACCAUCAAGUAUGCUGUGUGCCAGCUCUAUGGGCCAGAUGAGUGCCUCGAUGGUCCACCACCUGCUUCUGCAAACAUGACAUUAGAAUGGGACAACAGCACUGCGUUUGGCGCCACUGCUAAUUAUAGAUGCGUACGGGGCUAUUUCAUGGACGAGACGACCCUACAAAAAGUGCAAACAGUCGAGUGUCGUGGCCACCUUGGAGGUUGGGUGGCUCCUGAAUACGAGCUGUUCAACUGUACAUUAGUGGAAGUUUGCAAUGAGUCGUCUUUGCCGUGUGCGGGCUCCCCACUCUUGGGACUCACAGUGUCUCCCGAUUUCCUGACGCUGGAUUCAUCCAUCGUCUACUCCUGCCCCCCCGGCAUGCAAAUGCCGGGCUUCUUGACCACGAUGAAUGCCUCUUGCACGGACGACACUUCCACGGAUCCCGUGACUUACAAGUUCUCGCCCUCAGCGAUAUCAGACUGCAACAUAUGUGCACAAGCAGUAAACGUUACGAAUGCUACAACUACAUGGGUACAAGGUACUAUAUAUACCGUCGGACAGAAGGUAAACGUCCAGUGCAUUCAAAAUCACCUCAUGAAGACAAUGUAUGGAACGGAGUAUAGCAACGUUACUAUAGCCUGUACGUAUUUUGGCUGGUGGCUUCCACCGGGAGGCCUCACAUGUGUACCAGCGUGUGCUGGUGAUCCCCCUGCACCCGGGGCUAAUAUGAGUAUUCCGACUAUAAAGGAGAGAGAGGUUGGAGCAAAUCUGAAAUAUUCCUGCGACGCAGGACUCUAUAUUCCAGCUGCGCUUCCGAACAUAACGAACCACACCACCAUCAGAUGUAAUGAAUCCCUCCUCUGGGAGCCCGUGUCGCUGGUGGUCGCUGACCUGUUGUGCACUCAAAUGUGUCUCAGUGAUCCAUUCAUGCCUGUCUCACCUGCAAAUACCACCUGGGAUCGAAUAGCCCGCGUUGCUGGAACUACGAUAAACAUAACAUGCCCGGAAGGUUUUGCAUUCCCUGACUUCAACAACACCAUAGUUUUGACCUGUGGGGUAGAUGGGAACUGGACGGAAGUGGUCCCCGAAAACGCCUUUUGCAGAAGAUAUACUAUGGAGGCACCGGUGACGCCAAAUGGCUCAGUUUAUGACGGCCCGUCGCCCCCUCACUGGGAGUCCACGAUACUUGAUUUCACCUGUCCCGAAAACCUCAUGUCCAGAGAUGGGCUGAACUCUACAUGGACAAUCUUCAAUGGCACCGUCUGGGAACCAUUUGACCCGGAGUUUGCUUGUCUCAAUGUAUGCGGAGACCCGAUACCUGCAGUUAGUCCGGUGGAUGAUGAUGAACUUUACUGAAAUGGGCGUUGAGGGAGACACGGCUAUCUACGAGUGCCUGGGGGGAUUUGAGGGAAGCGACGCCCCGAAUAUAACCUCUGUGUGCAAAGAUGGUAACUGGACGCUCGGAGUCAUCCCAGUCUGUAAAAUGUGCGGUCCUCCUCCCGCCAUCCCACUCCAAGGAUCCAGGGUAGGCUACGGCAUACCAAAGUACGGAGCAGUUGUGACCUACAAUUGUAACAGCGGGUAUUUUGAGACGGCAGAGAGGCAAGUCAACGUCACCUGCGUUGCCGGAAGUUGGAUCCCUGCGGAGGUCCCAGGUUGCAUAGGGGGUAAGUCGAAGAUUCUUGUAUUUCUGUUUGCAGUAUUCUUCACAGAUUCACCCGCAAUAACGUCUUGUAUCUUGAAUUGGAGAGCGAUUUAAGGAAUCGGCUGUGUUCUUCUUUUACAUCGAUCUUUUAUGUUAUGCACAUUAGAGCUGACAACAUUUUUUCUUUAUACUAUUCAUUUAAGAGUUCUUAA
Messenger RNA from Macrobrachium nipponense, 2091 nucleotides. Its product is annotated as E-selectin-like. The transcript has 13 exons. Lineage: Eukaryota; Metazoa; Arthropoda; Malacostraca; Decapoda; Palaemonidae. The coding region runs from base 136 to 1590 and encodes 484 amino acids. Gene Ontology annotation, molecular function: G protein-coupled receptor activity. Gene Ontology annotation, cellular component: membrane. The record is from RefSeq and is a predicted model, not a curated record.